AAAACAGGUUGGUGUUUAUUUUUGAUUUCUCAUUCAUUCAUGAUGCUGAAGAACAUUCAUGUUAUAAAUAUUCAAGCACUUCAUCAGAUUUAGAUGAACAGAAAUGGGACUAUACAUGAACUUUCCAGAAUGGCUGACAGGAUUGCAAGUGUAACUUAAGCAAAACCUGACUUAUAGUUUCUAAAAAAAAGCUGUAUUUUUCAUAAAUUAUCUGUAAUCUUAUUUCUCUCAUUCUUCUUGCAAACACUUUGGUUAGAGGGUUGAUGAAUGCGGUCAAAACUCAAAGAAGUGCAGUAGCUAAAGCUGCGGCCACUCUAGACAUUGAGCAUGUGAAGUUUCAUUGUAAAGUUGAACAGAAAUGCAGGGAAAUUGGCUUGAGCUUGUGUUUCAGUCUUCCACGUUCACAUGCGUAUGAAUGGAAGACUGUUGGAAAUUUAGACGCAAAAACAAGGGAGACUUGAUGUCUCUUUAGCAAGGUUUCUUCAUUGAGAAUGUGCUGUGACGCUGCAGUCAUCAAAGUUAAACUAAAGACGUGUUUCAUUGUAGUUUAUAUUUUAUGGGGUCAGUGUUUAGAGAUGGAGACAAAUACCUGGGUGACGACCUUAGAUGAAGCAUGCAAAUGAGGUAUUCAGGUAUCGUUAACUGCUCCAGACUCCAGAGUUUCACAAGUCCUGAUCCAAUCUGUAUAAAGAAUGGGAAGGUGGCUCCAUGAGCCAUUAAAGACAAUAGAAGAGAGUCUCUGUAAUCUGGCUCAUUUGACUUACAAUGAAGAGGACAGGAACCUCAUGCUAAAGACUUUGCUUAACAUGAUCAUUCUUCUUCAUCUUCAUCUUUCGUAAACAAUGCACUUCACCCUAAUUUUUCAUGUGAUGUCUUAAACUGAUGUUUAAACAUUUGUAAUCCCACAGAACAAAAAUUCAAAUAUUUUUAGAAAAAUAUAUUCUCAAGUUGUUGUCAAAAUUAUGGCACAUUUUAAUGUUGUUAUUACGUUAGAUAGUAAUAAUGUACCUAAUUCAUGGAACGUUUCAGGAACAUAUAAUUUAUAGAAAUGCAUCAAAAUGAUCAUAGAAGUUGUGUAUUUUAUCACUAUUAUUCCAUUUCUCUAUUUGAAUUAUUUUGAUGUACUAAAAAUGAAAUUCAACAUUUUUCAGAGCUGAUGGAAGAGAACGAGGCAAGUGAAGAACUGAGUGAAGUGGAGGAGGAACAUCAUGACAAACCUGGAGAAAAACCUUCGAGUCCCUCGAAGACGAAAAAGACACUUUUAAAGAAAACAAGAGCCAAGAAGUCUUUCACCUGCACUCAGUGUGGAAAGAGUUUCCCGUACCAAAAACAUCUUGAGCGUCACAUGAGAGUUCAUACUGGAGAGAGACCGUUCACAUGUGAUCAGUGUGGGAAGAGUUACAUGCUAUCAUCACACCUUAAGAGACACAUGAGAAUCCACACAGGAGAGAAGCCGUAUGCAUGUGAUCAGUGCAGGAAGGGUUUCUCAGAAAAACGAAGCCUUGAGAUUCACAUAAGAGUUCAUACUGGAGAGAAACCGUACACAUGUGAUCAGUGCGAGAAGAGCUUCAGAGGAAAGCGAAGUCUUGAGAUUCACAUGAGAGUUCAUACAGGAGAGAAGCUGUUCACGUGUGUUCAGUGCGGGAAGAGUUUCACAAUAAAAAAACAUCUUCACCGACACAUUUGGAUCCACACUGGAGAAAGCCCACACGUAUGCGACCAAUGUGGGAAGAGUUUCACAGAAUCAUCACGUCUUAAAGGACACAUGAGGAUCCACACCGGAGAGAAGCCGUUCACAUGUGAUCAGUGCGGAAGAACAUUUUUUGUGGCAUCAGCUCUGAGGACACACUUGAAGGUUCAUGUGAAGGAGAAGCCGCAUUCAUGUUCUGAAUGUGGAAAGAGUUUUUCACGUCAGCAAUAUUUACAAGAACAUCAGAAAAUACAUACCGGUGUGAGAGAGUACAUGUGCUUUGAGUGUGACAAGACUUAUACUUCAGCGAGCCAUUUAAAGCGCCACCAGGUAAUUCACACUGGAGAAAAACCUUAUAAGUGUUCACACUGUAACAAGAGAUUCAGUCUGUCAGCAUGUCUGAAAAGACAUGAGAGGAUCCACACUGGAGAGAAACCGCACGCGUGUGAUCAGUGCGGAAAAAGCUUUGCUUUUAAAAGCUACCUUAAGCUACACAUGAGGACCCAUGCAGUGAAUCAUAAAUCAUAUCACUGCUAUCCAUGCAGGGAGAGUUUCUCUCAGUUAUUUUCUUUAUUCAUUCAUAUGAAAAACAAUCACGGUCUGAAAUCACGAACUACCAGAAAUCAUCCGGAAGGAGAGGACGGAGAGAACGCUAGUGAUCCAGAAUCCUGCAGAAAGAAACAUUAUGAUACUGAAGAGCCAAGAGGUUGGUGUUUAUUCUUCAUUCCUCAUGCUGAAGAACAUGCUGAUGCUCACUACAUUUACACGACAAAGCCAAUAGAUUUUUGUUUUCUUCUAGAACUUUUGUCGACCAGAUUUGAUGGGAUUAAAAUGACUCUUGAACUCAACAGUGAUCUUGACUUUGGGGUUUUCAUGUUUGUCUCUCAUUUGAAAUCUCACAUGAUUUAAUGUUUCUUUUAGGCCUGAUGGAUGUGAACAAGAAAGCAAAAACUGAAGCCAAAAAAUCUGUCAGCUGCCCUCAGUGUAAAAAGAUUGACAUGCAAAUCAAACCUUAAGAAGCACAUGAGGAUCCACACUGGAG
Onychostoma macrolepis is the source of this 2732-nucleotide messenger RNA. Its product is annotated as zinc finger protein 501-like. The coding region runs from base 1157 to 2599 and encodes 480 amino acids. The record is from RefSeq and is a predicted model, not a curated record. NCBI's taxonomy places the organism in Eukaryota, Metazoa, Chordata, Actinopteri, Cypriniformes, Cyprinidae. The transcript is spliced from 2 exons.